AUGUCAACGGAUCUGGAGGUGUUGAAUGUGACUGAACCAGCAACUGACAGAUUUCAAUCGAAACUUUUAUAUUGGGAGGAUUUUGUGAUUGGUGCAUACCUGGUGAUUAUAUGUUUCCUCGCGGUUACGCUAAACGUGAUGGUCGUGUGCACGUGCUUCUCGAACUGGUCCCGCCUGUCCCGUAACGACCGUUACAUCAUCAACCUGGCGAUCAGUGACAGCCUCAUGCCUCUCUGCGCCUUCCCACUCACCAUCUCAUCCUCGUUCUCUCACGAGUGGAUCUUCGACGAAAUAGGUUGCACAAUAUAUGGGUUCCUUGGAUUUUUCUUCGGGCUUAUCAGCAUAUUAACCUUGACAGUGAUGGCGCUUACACGUUACUGCACCAUAUGCCAACCAAAUAUCAACAUUGCAACACAGAACUGGUCCUUUCUGCUGCUGGUGUUUCCCUAUAUGUUCGGCCUGCUCUGGGCCUCUAUCCCUCUCACAGGCUGGGGAUCGUAUUCCCAGGAGAUGAAGAGUACGAAGGCGAUGGCUCGCUACUCAAACAUCACGUUAGCAAAGCGGAGGCAGCUGUCUAAUAGAGAGUCCUAUCUCACAAAGAUGACAUUUGCGAUGUCCUGGGGCUUUCUCGUCUGUUGGAUGCCAUAUUCAGUCGUCUCCAUGUGGUCGGCGUACGGCAACGCAGACCUUCUGCCAAUGAGACUCGUUGUGGUCUCUGUCUUGCUUGCCAAAUCAUCAACCGUCGUUAACCCCAUCAUAUACUUCCUCCUAAACAGCAAAUUCAGGCCGAUGCUUUUUCGAACGCUUAACACUGAGAGCGUUAAGUCGCCGCCAUUCAGAUUGAAUGGAAGCUCAACAACGAACAAUUUCAAUCGAAGCGGGACACAGGACGAGUUUAUACAUUCGGAUACCAAAUCAAAUUCAUCGUCAAAGAGAAAGAUAUUCUCAGUACUGAAAUUCAUGUCGCGGCCAGCACAAAUUAACUGUAACAAGUUCUGA
Messenger RNA from Dreissena polymorpha, 999 nucleotides. Its product is annotated as opsin-5-like. Lineage: Eukaryota; Metazoa; Mollusca; Bivalvia; Myida; Dreissenidae. Gene Ontology annotation, biological process: G protein-coupled receptor signaling pathway. Bases 1 to 999 code for a protein of 332 amino acids. The record is from RefSeq and is a predicted model, not a curated record. Gene Ontology annotation, cellular component: membrane. The transcript has 7 exons. Gene Ontology annotation, molecular function: G protein-coupled receptor activity.